Messenger RNA from Ochotona princeps (American pika), 1610 nucleotides. It is a transcript of the gene CHAC2, whose product is annotated as ChaC glutathione specific gamma-glutamylcyclotransferase 2. The record is from RefSeq and is a predicted model, not a curated record. Gene Ontology annotation, molecular function: gamma-glutamylcyclotransferase activity; glutathione specific gamma-glutamylcyclotransferase activity. The transcript has 3 exons. Gene Ontology annotation, cellular component: cytoplasm. The coding region runs from base 281 to 835 and encodes 184 amino acids. Lineage: Eukaryota; Metazoa; Chordata; Mammalia; Lagomorpha; Ochotonidae. Gene Ontology annotation, biological process: glutathione catabolic process.
CCGGUGAUUUAAAGGGGCCGCAGAAGACUCCGUUGCUUAGCAUACAGAACGUCAAUGCUUUCUAAUCCUUAGCAAAGAAAUAAGACGAAGCUUACUGAAACAGUCGGAAGACGUUCCUUGAACUACAAUCCCAGGGUGCCUUGCGCCCCAGCAGCUGUGUGGCCACCGCGCCUGCGCCCGGUGCAGCCGGUUACUAGCGUCCCGAGGCUGCAGUGUCUGGCGGGUCGCAGAGACCUCGGCCAAGGAUCGACUGUCACUGCGACAGGGGCGCGAGGAAAAGAUGUGGGUUUUUGGUUACGGGUCCCUGAUCUGGAAGGUGGACUUUCCCUACCAGGACAAGCUGGUCGGAUACAUCACAGACUACAGCAGGCGCUUCUGGCAGGGCAGCACGGACCACCGUGGGGUCCCCGGCAAGCCUGGAAGAGUUGUGACUCUUGUGGAAGAUCCUGGGGGUUGUGUAUGGGGUGUUGCUUACAAACUGCCAGCAGGAAAGGAAAAUGAAGUAAAAGCAUACCUUGACUUCAGAGAGAAAGGAGGCUACAGGACCACAACAGUGAAUUUCUACCCAAAAGAUCCCACAACAAAACCAUUCAGUGUGUUGUUAUAUAUUGGAACAUGUGAUAACCCUAAUUAUCUUGGUCCUGCACCACUGGAAGACAUUGCUGAACAAAUUUUUAAUGCAGCUGGUCCAAGUGGAAGAAACACAGAAUAUCUUUUUGAACUUGCAAAUUCUAUGAGGGACCUUGUUCCAGAAGAUGCAGACGAGCAUCUUUUCUCUUUGGAAAAAUUAGUAAAGGAACGCUUGGAGAGAAAACAGAACGUCAACUGCAUAUAAACGCCUAAUCACUGACCUUUUCCAAACAAUACCUUUUAGUCUUCAGAUAAUAAUUUCUAUGUAUAGUGGCAAUAUGAAGUGGAAUGUGUUUACAUGAAUGUCUUAUUAUUUUUAAUGUUGUGGCUAAGGUAUCCUCUAAAUUUAUACCUUAACUGUAGGUAUCUGAAACACAAAGAGGGAAAUUCAAGAUUAAUAUAAUUUCCUAAUUGUAUGAUAUUGAACAGUUACUCAUUAGAAAUCAAUUCUUUAGAAAAUACAGUGAAGGAUUCAGUUCAGCUCUUGUUUUUAUCAGAGUAAAUAUAAUUCAUUUGUUCCAUGUCACAAUAGUAUUUUGAAGUUAUAGAACAUUAAAUGAUCAAUAAAUAAAAUUAUGCCUGCAAAACAAUCCUAUAUGAUUUUAUAACCAUGGUUUAGAAUAUACAAGCUGAAAAUAAUGGAGAUAAAAGCAAUACAGACAAGAUUUCAGCCUUGAUUGUGAAUUUCUUUGUUAUCUGGAUAUUAAAUAAGAUUCAAAUUUAAGCCAAAAGUGGCAUUUUUAACAUAAAAAUGUUCCUUGGAAUAUAAUGUUCUAUAUAGAUCUUUUUUGAAUAAAUGCAUUUUGUUGUGUGGAGGGCAGGGAACUUAUCAAACUAAAGAGCACAAAUUACAUUAUACAAUCACUUGAAUUAAUGAUAUAAUGUCAUUCGUUUAUAUUACUGUUAACACUAAAGCUGAAAAAAAGAUGUUUUUGACAUCACUAAUUAAUGGAAACAAAUAUAUAAGUGGUCAUGGAAAA